This is a messenger RNA of Oldenlandia corymbosa var. corymbosa, 741 nucleotides long. The record is from the annotation of a GenBank genome assembly. Lineage: Eukaryota; Viridiplantae; Streptophyta; Magnoliopsida; Gentianales; Rubiaceae.
AUGCUGAAGCAGAGUGUUUAUCACUUUGAUGGUAAACCAUUUAUUACAAAGGAAUGGUCAGCAGCUGAGAACAUUAAUAUGGAUGAAAUACACAAUGUUCCUGUUUGGAUUCAAUUGCCAAAGCUUACACUUCGCUAUUGGAGUCCAGUCACAUUGAGCAAAUUAGCCAGCAUGAUUGGAAGGCUUCUGGAAAUGGACGACAUGACUUCUCAAAAGCUUCACACUGCAUAUGCCAGGAUUUUGGUUGAAGUUGAGAUUAAAGAGGAGCUCAAGGAAGUUAUAUGGUUUCAGGAUGAAAAAGGCAACUUGCAAGAACAGGUUGUGAAGUAUGAAUGGGAACCUGUAAUAUGCAAAAACUGCAAAGGUUAUGGUCAUGAGAGGAAAAUAUGUAGAGCUCCAAUCCAACAAGAUUGGAAAGCUAAGGCACUAGAACAAGAAAGCAAGAUGAUGAAUGAGAAACAAUCUGUUGAGAAGGAACGUGAUGAUCAGACUGUGUUAGCAUGGAAGCAGCAAAACCCUAACGAAGGAAUAGAGAGUAGAAGGCUCACUGGAAAAGUAGCUAACUCUAUGGUGAACUUAAGUCCUGAAGAGGGAAAUGCUAUACUCACAAUCAAUCAGAAAGGAGUGAAAGUGCCUAAACGAAGAGCUAGUGACAAACAAGUUCCAUUAACAAGAUAUGUUAUUUUGAAACUAGAGCCCUCUAAAACACAUAGAAGUAGGCAACUACAUCUCUGUCAAUAA